AUGCAGCAGCGUCACGCAUACACUCGGAAACUGCAAGAGCAACAAGGACAGGAGUUAUACACCACCAACCUGAGCAUCGCCACGUUCGCUUAUUGCCUGCUCAAUUUAUGGUCGCCGUCUAAGAUUCCCAGGUUUAUGAAACGGAACGUUUGGAAGGUGGUGGUGAUAUAUUUUGCUUCACAUGACUCGAUCGAUACCGACAGUGCCGAGAUUGCGAAUUAUUUACAGCAGAAUUACAGAAAGCGUAGCAAUGAGCCAGAAGUGAUCGACUGCAGUUCUGACAGCGAGGCAUAUUUAGACGAUCAUGAAGAAAUUUGCAAAUUUGUUAUGCACAUCAAGCAUCCCGAAUUGUACGCGAAACUCGGCAUUCAGCCAUCCUGCGGAUUUCUGCUUCACGGACCUCCGGGUAGUGGAAAAACGCUUUUAGCUGAAGCCGUCGCUGGUGAACUGGCUCUGCCUUUUAUGAAGCUAGCCGGCACCGAAAUUAUUUCUGGUGUCAGCGGAGAGUCAGAAAAGAAAAUUCGUGACCUAUUUAUUCAGGCUACGACAUCUGCUCCAUGCGUUCUCUUCAUUGAUGAAGUUGACGCGAUAUCGCCGCGGAGAGAGAAUGCCACUCGUGAGAUGGAACGAAGGAUUGUCUCACAAUUGCUGUCUUGUUUGGAUGAAGUUGCUUCGGACAAACUUCGAUUAGAGCCGAACUUUAACUUCCUUCAGUUGGCUCGUCUUUGUCCCGGUUAUGUCGGAGCAGAUUUGGUGGCACUGAUUCGCGAAGCCAGCGUCUGUGCUGUAGACAGGUAG
This is a messenger RNA of Soboliphyme baturini, 798 nucleotides long. The record is from the annotation of a GenBank genome assembly. Lineage: Eukaryota; Metazoa; Nematoda; Enoplea; Dioctophymatida; Soboliphymatidae.